Messenger RNA from Guillardia theta CCMP2712, 1077 nucleotides. RefSeq lists its product as hypothetical. Bases 1 to 1077 code for a protein of 358 amino acids. The record is from RefSeq and is a predicted model, not a curated record. The transcript has 13 exons. Lineage: Eukaryota; Cryptophyceae; Pyrenomonadales; Geminigeraceae. Gene Ontology annotation, cellular component: cytoplasm; nucleus. Gene Ontology annotation, molecular function: protein binding.
AUGCCUCGUCCUCCUCUCAUGGCUACAAUCGCCUCGGCACAUCGGCUGCGCAGCGCCAACUUCGUCCAAUUUCAAGGGGAUUACGUGGAGGAAGCAGAGUACUGCAGCGACUGCAGCAGACUCCGACUGCCUUGGGACAUACCCGAAGAAGAAGAACCUGAGCACAAAGAGGAAGAAUUGGACGAUUACAUCAACGAUCCCAACAGGACCAAGCACUACUUGGAUUACAUGUUCGCCGUCGAACAGGGAAAGCUUGACGCUGACGAGCUUCACAAGCAGUGGCUGAAUGCGAUCGAUCAGGAGCUGUGGGAGUCAGCGGUAGCAGGCGACGCCCGUCAGGUCGAGAAACUCCUCCAGCAGGGCGCGAACGCUUCCUCCAUGGCUGGUCUGGCUGGAACCUUCCCGCUCCUCCACGCGGCUGCUGGGAUGGGGCACGUGGAGGUUGUGGAGACGCUCGUGCGGCAAGGCGGGGCAAGAGUGGAGGCUCACGACGGAGAGGGAUGGACUCCGCUCCACAUUGCAGCCGAUCGGGGGCAUCUGGGUGUGGUCAAAAAGCUGCACGAGCUCGGGGCGGACGUGAACGCGAGGGUUGCUCUGGUGAACGGAUCUCAAGCUGACAUGCUGUACCAGGACAAGGUGCCCUUCGAAUGGAACGAAGGAGCCAUACACUGGUGCGCCAAGUCGGAGCACCCGGAGAUGGCAGUGACGAUGAUUGACUGCCUGGCGGACCUCGGCGCUGACAUGAACCUCCGAACUUCGGACAACAGAACUGCUAUCCACUGGGCUAUCGAACAUAACUGCAUCCCGAUCGUGAAGAAACUUGUGGAGCGAGGAGCGGACGUCAACGCACGCUGCUGCUAUCGGUGGGACGCCCUGAACAUGGCGGCGAGGGCGGGGAAUCUGAAGAUGGUAGAGACGCUCCUGGCGUUGAAUGCAGACGUGUAUUCGAGGUCCCCCAACCUCAGAAGUCCCUUGUGGUGGGCGGAAUCAAACCACUUCGAUGACGUGGCUGACGUUCUGCGCAAGUACGGGAUCGUUGACCGCAAGCCCAUGGCGGAGAUCAUGCGGAAUUACUGA